This is a messenger RNA of Triticum aestivum (bread wheat), 2010 nucleotides long. RefSeq lists its product as uncharacterized. The record is from RefSeq and is a predicted model, not a curated record. NCBI's taxonomy places the organism in Eukaryota, Viridiplantae, Streptophyta, Magnoliopsida, Poales, Poaceae. The transcript is spliced from 3 exons. The coding region runs from base 1 to 2010 and encodes 669 amino acids.
AUGGCCUUGGAAAGAUACAGAAAGAAUAAUAUUGCUUCUUUGACGACCAGUGAUGGCAUGACUAUUGAAGAUGACACCGGAAAGGAAUCACUCAUCUAUCAAGCAUUCAAGGACAGGAUGGGAUCUUCACAACCAUGUAACAUGAAGUUUGACCUUGCUAGGAUAAUCAAAAAAUGUGAAGGACUUGAUGAGUUAACUCUUCCUUUCACUCAUGAUGAGAUUGACAAAGUUAUUCGAGAGAUGCCUAUAGAUAGGUCUCCGGGCCCGGACGGCUUUACUGGACUUUUUCUUAAGAGAUGUUGGCCAAUCAUUAAGGACGAUUUUUACAAGCUCUGCCAUCAAUUCCAUAACGGUGAUCUCAGCCUGGAAAGCAUUAAUGAUGGCUUCAUAACUCUCAUUCCAAAAACUGGAUCACCUGAAACUAUUAAUGACUACAGACCGAUUACUCUUUUAAAUUGUUGCCUGAAAGUCAUCACUAAGAUCUUGGCAAAUAGACUACAAAAAGUCAUUCUGAAGAUUGUUCACAGAAACCAAUAUGGGUUCCUAAAGGGGAGGACUAUCCAGGACUGCCUCGCAUGGGCAUACGAGUAUAUUUAUCAAUGCCAAACUUCUAAAAAAGAAAUCAUGCUUCUCAAGCUUGACUUUGCCAAAGCCUUCGACACAAUUGAACAUGAAGCGAUGAUUGAGAUUAUGAAAAACAUGGGAUUCAAUGACAAAUGGCUCACCUGGAUUGGCUGCAUCUUUUCUUCAGUUGGUUUGGAAAUAAACUUCCACAAAUCUACUCUCAUUCCAAUCAAUUGUGAUACUGUUAAGUCCGAAGAGAUUGCUCAUAUUUUCAGAUGCGUCGUCGGCAAGAUGCCCUUCACAUACCUAGGGCUCCCACUUGGUACUACUCGACCAACGGUCCUCGAUCUCAUGCCUCUGGUCUGUUCCAUGGAGAGAAGACUAACGGCUACUCUCAACAUGAUCUCAUACGGUGGAAAGCUAAACCUGCUUAAUUCGGUGAUCACUUCGCUCAUUAUCUUUGCGUUAUGCACGCUUCGGCUACCUACCACAAUUAUUGAGCUCCUAGACAAAAUUAGAAGGAAAUGCUGGGUAACAUACUACACAAAUCAAAUUCCGCAUGCUUCAGACCCUUGUGGAUCAUUCUGGUGGCGAGACGUGGCCAAACUAAUGCCAAUCUAUAGGGGUAUCUCAAACGUUCAUGUGACUAAUGGAUCUAAUGUGCUCUUCUGGAAAGAUUUAUGGACUGACACCACAUUUGAUGAGAAGUACCCGCCUGCAUUCUCUUACGCCAUCAAUGAAGAUAUCUCUGUGAAGGAUUUCUUGUCCAUCACGUCACUGAGCGAGGCGUUUCAUUUACCUCUCUCGGCACAGGCCCAUGCAGAGGUGCGUCAACUGCAAGAGGACACGAGGGAAACGGCUAUCUCCAAUGAGCCAGAUGUUUGGACAUAUAUUUGGGGCACGGAAAGUUAUACAGCUCAUAGAUACUACACUUUCUACUUCAGAGAAGUAAGGGCUCAUGAGGCAUUUGGCUGGAUCUGGAAAUCAAAAUCCACCAUGAAAAUUAAAGUCUUUGGAUGGUUGCUCCUAUCUAAUCGACUAAACACGCGAAAUAUGCUCAAAAGGAGGCACUACAAUAUAGGAAAUGACUAUGAUUGCAUCUUAUGUGGACUACACAUCGAGGAAACAUUGGAGCACCUCUUCUUUGAGUGUCAAUUUAGUACUGAAUGCUGGUCCAGCCUUGGAAUUCUGUGGAAUCAGGGACAACCUCGCCUGCAAAAUGUUGUGUUUGCCAAAAACAACUGGAACAGGCCUCUCUUCAUGGAGUUAUUUCUGACUGCCGCCUGGAGUAUCUGGAAAGAACGUAACAACAAACACUUCAGGGGGAUGAUGCCCUCAAAGACCUCAUGGUUAGAUAGGCUUAAGACUGAUUUUUCUCUCCUUACCUAUAGGGUUAAGGAAAAGCAUAAACAUCUCAUUCCACUCAUCCUCUCCUCUAUAUCUUGA